AUGGCGGCACCUCUCGGACGGGACACCUUACCUGACCAGUGGUCGUACGGAGUUUGCAGGGACGGCCGCGUUUUCUUCAUCAAUGAUAAAACUCAUACUACUACUUGGCUACAUCCGCGCACUGGAGAACCUGUAAACUCUGGACAUAUGAUUCGCUCAGAUCUACCACGAGGAUGGGAAGAGGGAUUCACAGACGAAGGAGCAAGCUACUUCAUCAAGUGA
Molecule: messenger RNA, 222 nt
Organism: Knipowitschia caucasica
Lineage: Eukaryota; Metazoa; Chordata; Actinopteri; Gobiiformes; Gobiidae
Source: the annotation of a GenBank genome assembly